Molecule: messenger RNA, 1482 nt
Organism: Callorhinchus milii (elephant shark)
Lineage: Eukaryota; Metazoa; Chordata; Chondrichthyes; Chimaeriformes; Callorhinchidae
Product: calcium/calmodulin-dependent protein kinase type II subunit beta-like
Biological process (GO): protein phosphorylation
Cellular component (GO): neuron projection; cytoplasm
Molecular function (GO): calmodulin binding; calcium/calmodulin-dependent protein kinase activity; ATP binding
Source: RefSeq, a predicted model, not a curated record
AUGGCGAUUGCGGCGGCGGUCUCAGGAUGGUCGCUGUGGUACCUCAACCGAGAGGCUAAGGCCACUCUAAGCAACUACUUUAUGGUACGUCUCCAUGAAAGCAUAGCAGAGGAAGGCUUCCAUUACCUGGUCUUUGAUCUGGUAACAGGAGGAGAGCUGUUUGAAGACAUUGUAGCCAGAGAGUAUUACAGUGAGGCUGAUGCCAGCCACUGCAUCCAGCAGAUUUUGGAAAGUGUUCACCAUUGCCAUCAGCAUGGCAUCGUGCAUCGUGACCUCAAGCCUGAGAACCUGUUGCUAGCAAGCAAGAUGAAGGGAGCUGCUGUGAAGCUGGCGGAUUUUGGACUCGCCAUUGAGGUGCAGGGUGAUCAGCAGGCUUGGUUUGGUUUUGCUGGCACUCCAGGGUAUCUUUCCCCUGAGGUUCUCAGGAAGGAUCCUUAUGGAAAACCAGUGGACAUGUGGGCUUGCGGUGUGAUUCUUUAUAUCCUACUGGUGGGGUACCCACCUUUCUGGGAUGAGGAUCAGCACAAACUUUACCAGCAAAUCAAAGCUGGAGCAUAUGAUUUUCCAUCACCGGAGUGGGAUACCGUGACUGCAGAAGCAAAAAAUCUCAUUAACCAAAUGCUGACUAUCAACCCGGCCAAGCGUAUCACCGCUGCAGAGGCACUCAAACAUCCCUGGAUCUGCCAACGCUCCACCGUGGCAUCUUGCAUGCACAGGCAGGAGACUGUGGAGUGCUUGAGGAAGUUCAACGCCAGAAGAAAACUCAAGGGUGCUAUCCUCACGACAAUGCUGGCCACAAGAAACUUUUCAGCAGCCAAGAGUCUUCUGAACAAGAAAACUCAGGAUGGCGUUAAGGAGCCUCAGACCACUGUUAUCCACAAUCCGUCAAAUGGAGCCAAGGAAUCUUCCGAGAGCAGCAAUACUACAAUUGAGGAUGAAGACGUGAAAGCACGCAAGCAGGAGAUAAUCAAGGUGACGGAGCAGCUCAUCGACGCCAUCAACAAUGGCGACUUCGAGGCUUACUCGAAGAUUUGUGACCCCGGCUUGACCUCCUUCGAGCCCGAAGCUCUGGGUAACUUGGUGGAGGGGAUGGACUUCCACAAAUUCUACUUUGAAAACCUCCUGUCCAAGAACACGCGCCCGAUCCACACAACGAUCCUGAACCCGCACGUGCACCUGAUCGGCGAGGCGGGCUGCAUCGCCUACGUGCGCCUAACGCAGUACCUGGACGGCUCGGGCCUGCCGCGCACCCAGCAGUCGGAGGAAAGCGGCGUGUGGCACCGUCGCGACGGACGCUGGCGCAACGUGCACUUCCACCGCUCGGGAGCGCCGUCCGCCCUCCCCGUCAAAAUAAGGCCGAGCGGGUGUCUCGGCGAUGGUGUGCUCCCUUGUGAGGCAGCCUCGAGCGAGCGCCAACAGCGUCGCCCGCAGGUGGCGCAGCAACGCAUGUCGCGCCAUCCCCUCCGCCCGGCUGCCUGCUCC